CUCGUCUGAUUCACACAGUGCUCCAGUACUAUGAACACCACCCGACCAGUAGCGGGUUCUCAUGGCUCCGUCUAUGAAGAACCCGACCAGACAAGUCUGACGACACGUCUGGUAAUUUUACCCUUCAUCUUUGUCGUUGGGUUUUUCGGAAACACACUUUCUGCCUCACUUUUCUUGGGAAAGACUCUGCGGACGAAGUCUUGCAGUAUCUACCUCGCCACCAAGACAAUCUCAGACAACGGCUUUCUCCUCUCACUGUUCGUGGCAUGGCUGGAUUUCGUGGACGUCCGUAUCUUCCAUACACAAGUCGUGUGCCAUGUGGCGAUAUUCAUAUCGUAUGUCUGCGGGUUUGUAUCGGUCUGGUCUGUCGUUAUGGUGACCGUUGAUAACUAUAUCAGAAUAUGCCGUCCAUCAGAGGUGUCGUCACUCUGCACCCCAUACAUUGCCUGGAGACUGACAGUCUUUGGGGUGGUGUUCGCUUGUAUGCUGUACAACUUCCCUCUCUGGACAUUGGACGUCAGCACAUCCAAUCCACAUCAGCAGACGUUCUGUCAGACACUGCCAAAAUUUGAGAGAUUCGAAGUCGUGAUGACGUAUUUAGACACAGUCUUGACCCUCGUUUUGCCACUCUUCAUCAUCAUCACCCUCGUCUGCGUCAUCGCUGUAAAAUUGGUAGACGUGUCCAAACGAAAGGAUCGUCUUCGAAAAAGUUCCUCAUACGCCAGUGUAAAUUCAACAGUCAACGGCUCACAAAACGGACUGGCCUUGCCAUAUUCACAAGUUACCAAGAUGUUACUGUCCGUGUCGUUAAUCUUCGUCUGCCUCCAUACCCCGAGUCACGCCAUCAGAAUGAAAGUAACGCUCGAGAACCUCCUGGGACAGACGAUCGUGUCGUCAGAAACAGACCGAAUGCUCAAUCAUUUCUUUUUAGUCUUGUAUUACUUGAACUUCGCUGUUUACUUCUUUAUUUUUGUGAGUUGUGGACGCAAUUUUAGAAAUGUUCUCAAAAAGAAAGUAAAACAAAUCUGUGACAGGCAUAAUAACGUUACUAGCACUUCAAACGUUGUCAGAAAUAGAAUGUGGAGCGAAGAUCGGGACUUGGAAACUACCAAAGAUACACUAGAUGUUGACUAGUUGGUUUGGAAAACUUUAUAAUAAACUUGUACAUAUCUUUUUUAAUUUCUUUUUGGAAUAAAAAAAAUCAAUUUAGAA
Magallana angulata is the source of this 1212-nucleotide messenger RNA. RefSeq names its product mu-type opioid receptor-like. The transcript has a single exon. Bases 31 to 1134 code for a protein of 367 amino acids. Gene Ontology annotation, cellular component: plasma membrane. The record is from RefSeq and is a predicted model, not a curated record. Gene Ontology annotation, biological process: G protein-coupled receptor signaling pathway. NCBI's taxonomy places the organism in Eukaryota, Metazoa, Mollusca, Bivalvia, Ostreida, Ostreidae. Gene Ontology annotation, molecular function: G protein-coupled receptor activity.